Pelobates cultripes (western spadefoot toad) is the source of this 18711-nucleotide messenger RNA. NCBI's taxonomy places the organism in Eukaryota, Metazoa, Chordata, Amphibia, Anura, Pelobatidae. The record is from the annotation of a GenBank genome assembly.
AUGAUGAAAUUUUCCUGGGAUAAUUACAAGCGAUAUGCAUGGGGAUUAAAUGAACUGAAACCUGUGCAGAAACAAGGGCAUUCCAGUAACUUGUUUGGUGAGUAAUGUGAAACUACUGAUGUGCUUUUAUUGGUUUGUUAACUCCUGUGUUUUUGUCGAGCACCACUUACAAAAUUUCCAUUUUCCACUGGAGAGUAGAAAUUUACCCCUGGUGAGUGUGUCAUGGGCCCUACAGGUGGGCAAUAGCAAGUCUAUUGUAUGUGUGUGUGUGUGUAUGUAUAUAUGUAUCUCUAUCUCUAUGAAGCCCGAUUCACUUAAUCCUUAGUUGUGUACAUUUAUGUAUUUUAUUUUGGUUUAUCUCCUUUCAGUUUGUUUAGCUUCAUUGAACCAAUCACUUAAUUUUUUAUCUUUCCACCAGAGUAGUUUAUCUAUUCUAUCUAUAAAACUGGGGUUCAUUUUAAUGCGUUAGAAGUAUUAUACUGAAAUAAUAUAACUCGUAUUUACACAAUCUUCUGUUUUCUUUCAAAUACCACAGACCUGUUGGUGUGUCCCUUUAAGGCACAGUGUAACUUGACAUCAUUGUGCACCACUGCACUUUGAGCCAUACAGAUUUAACCCCUGAACGCCGUAACGGCUUAAGCCCCCAGGGAAUCGCAGCUAAUUACCUCCGCUGCGAUCCUCUUCUGGAGGGCUGCCUGACCGCCCAGGCAGCCCUCCUCCGGCAAGUAAGGCCCCUGUGGAUCUGCCAGCAGGGGGGCUGUCUGAAAUAGCACAGUCCCCCUGCUGGUGGGAAAUGAAAUAAAAUUAAAAAUAAACAUGUGUAAAAUUUUUUUAUAUAUAUCAAAGAUUACAUUAGUAUGGGGGUUAGUAUACACGUAGAAUUUAAAUACCUAUAAAUACAUAUAUAUUAAAAUUCUAUGUGUAUAUUUAAGUAAUCUUUUAACAUAAUUAUGUGAUUUAAUAAAAAUUUGAUUGACAUGCCUGACAACACAGGGAGAAAGUGCAGAGAAUUUAAUUCGCAAGCACUAUAUUUGACCCUGUAACUUUCCAAGACACCACAAAACCAGUAUAUAGGGGGUACUGUUUUACUCGGGAGACUUCGCUGAACUCAAAUAUUAGUGUUUCAAACUGGUAAAUUGUAUUACAACUAUGAUAUUUUAAGUAAAAGUGACGUUUUUUGCAUUUUUUACAAACAAACGGCACUUGUAUGGACUGUAUUAUUGUUGUAAUAUGUUUUACUGUUUUAAAACACUAAUAUUUGUGUUUAGUGAAGUCUCCCGAGAAUAACAAUAACCCCCAUGUACAGGUUUUAUUGUGUUUUGGAAAGUUAGAGAAUCACAUAUAAGGCUUGCAUUUCAUUUUUUUGACAUUGAAAUUUGCCAGAUUGGUUUUGUUGCCUUUGAGAGAGUAUGGUAGCCCAGGAAUAAGAAUUACUCCCAUGAUGGCAUACCAUUUGCAAAAAGUAGACAACCCAAGGUAUUGCAAAUGGGGUAUGUCCAGUCAUUUUUAGUAGCCACUUAGUCACAAACACUGGCCAAAUAUUAGUUUUUUGCUUUUUUCACACAAAAACAAAUAUGAACGCUAACUUUGGCCAGUGUUUGUGACUAACUGGCUACUAAAAAAGACUAAACAUACCCCACGUUCAAUACCUUGGCUUGUCUACUUUUUCAAAUGGUAUGUCAUUAUGGGGGUAAUUCUCAUUCCUGGGCUACCACACCGUCUCAAAGGUAACAUUACUAAUCUGGCAAAUUUCAAUUUGAAAAUGGAACGUUCUAUAUUUGACCGUGUAACUUUCCAAAACACCAUAAAACCUGUUAAUGGGGGGUACUGUUGUACUCGUGAGACAUCGCUGAUUACAAAUAUGUGCAUUUUCUUGCAGUAAUACCUAACAGUAUUAUGACAUUAACAGCUAAAAUGUCAGACGGAAAUACAAAUUUUUAAAAAAAUCUUAUUUUCUAAAGAUUUUUUUAAAUUUUAUUCAUAAUAAAGGAUGUUCCACAUAUGAAUAGUUAAUGAUAAAUUAAAGCCCUGUUUCUCCUGAACAAAAUGAUAUAUAAUAAGUGUGGGUGCACUUAAUGUGACAGCGGUGAAUUACUGGUGAACAGACAGCGCAAAUUCCAGUUUUUGUUUACGUUUUGUUUUGAUCAGAACGUGUACUAUUGACUCCGUCCUGAAGGGGUUAAUGUAUGCAAAGUGAGAUACCCUGAUUUACCAGCAUUGUGACAAUGGAAAGGUCUUGAUUACAUAAACAAUGCAGAUGAGUUUCCUGAAGAGUUGGUGCAUUUUAAGCUUUGUUUUUGCUUGGUAAUAAAGUGUGUUGAAAGGUCACCACUGCAUAAGAAGCAUAUUAAUAAUCAUACACAUUUAUCUCAAUCUGCUUCUAAAAGUUAUUACGUUCAUUUUUUUUCAAGUUCAGUCACAGUUUGCAACCUGCUUGAUUAAUUACUCUGAUUUCAUGAAAGCAUCAAUUCAUGAUUAAUUUAGAUCGGGCUGAGAAACGUCUACCAGAAGAAGGAAGGUGUUGAUGUAAGCAAAUUCAGCAUUAACCCCUUAAGGACACAUGACGGAAAUAUUCCGUCAUGAUUCCAUGUUAUUCCAGAAGUUGUGUCCUUAAGGGGUUAAACUUGAGACACUGGAUUCUGAAUAGUAAGAGAUUAUUUUCUUGUAAAUCACAUCUUGAAUUUUAUGUUUUGGAAGCAGGAGAAUGGGAAAGUCAAAAGAUCUAAGGGACUUUGACAGUGAUGGCUAGACAACUGGGUCAGAGCAUCUGCAUUCUGGGAACACCCCACAAGACUUGCUGUUCUGCAGUGUCUAAUACCUACCAAAAUUGGUGCAAGGAAAGACAACUGAAAAAACGGCAUCAGGGUCAUGGGCGCCUAAGGCUCAUUGAUGUAUGUGUGGCACAAAGGCUAGCCUGUCUGGUCCAAUCACACAGGAGAGCUACUUAAGCUCAAAUUGAUGAAAAAUGUAAUGUUGGCAAUGAUUGAAAGGUGUCCCAACACAUAAUGCAUCAGCUUGCUGGCUGCGUAUGGGACAGCGUAGCUGCAGACCGGUCAAAGUGCCCCCUGUUGACCUAAGUCCACAGUCAAAAGUGCCUUCAUUGGGGACAUGAGCAUCCAAACUAAACCAUGGAGCAAUGGAAGAACGAGGUGUGCAUAAUUUACCUCAGGAAGAGAUGGCUGCAGAAAUGAAAAGAAGGCCUGCAGAGGCAGCAUUAUGCUCUGGAAAAUGUUCUGCUUGGAAACAUUGGGUGCUGAUAUUCAUAUGGAUGUUACUUAUGACCUACCUAGAGACUGUUGAAGACCGUGAUGGCAGUGAUCUCUUAAUGCACCAUGCCACACUGCAAAGAUUGUUCAAUGAUGGUUUGAAGAACAUGACAAAGAGUUGAAAGUGUUUCCUUGACCUCCAAAUUUCCCUGAUCUGAAUCUGAUUGAGCAUCUGUAGGCUGUGCUACUACACUGAAUCCGAUCUAUGGAGGCCCCAACCUUGCAACUUGCAGGACCUAAAUAAUCUGUUGCUAAUGUCUUGGUGAUGGAUACCAUGGGACACAUUAAGAGGUCUUUGUGUAGUUCAUGCCUCAGCACAUCAGAGCUGUUUUUGUCAGCAUGAGUAGGAACUAUUCAAUAUUAGGCAGGUGGUUUUAAUGUUGUGGCUGGUCAGUGUAAUGGUUUCUAAAGUGGCACUGUCAUGCCGAACUUACCUUUUUUAAUCGAUUCCUCUUCUCUCCCUCUAUAAUUCCGAUCCUGCAAGAAGGCGACUUCAUGGUAAAACUAGAACUCAGACACAUCUGCAGGUCCCGAUUGCUGUUUCAUCAAGAAAGUUCCUAAGGUUCGCAGUAAAAAGGGGCAGGAAAACUUUCUAUCAUUACCAGUUCAGGGCUCUACCAUUUGGCCUGUCAUCUGCCCCGAGAAUAUUCACCAAGUUAUUGGCUCCCAUGACAGCUCUUUUGAGGAAGUUAGGAGUCUCCAUCAUCCCAUACCUGGACGACUGACAACAAGACAGCUUCUUCUCAAUGACCUAUGGAUCUCUAUCAAGCUACUACAGGAUCAUGGUUGGGUCCUAAAUUUAAAAAAGUUAAUUCUUCUUCCAACAAGGGAGAUUCCCCUCUUUCAUUGCGAUAUAUUACAUUGUCCCACCACCCCUGAGCGGCGGGUGAGGCCCCUUAAUAACAAUGGGUGGGGCCUAUUGUCCUAUCCCUCACACCUGAGCGGCAGGUGAAAAUUGCUCUGACCACCGGAAAUGAAACACACUUUGCUCCUCCGCUGGUCAUAGCUGGUCAGGCGUAGGAAACCUCCAUGAGACAAAUAGUCCCUACUUUGUCUUAUUUUUUUAAAGAAAACUAGAGCAGACAGGAAGAAAUGAAGAACAGAUCCUGAGAGAGGGAGAGAAGAGUAAUCGAUUAAAGAAGGGUAAGUUCGGCAUGACAGUGCUGCUUUAAGUGCACCCAUACAUUUUAUAUAUUGCUUUUAAAGAACCAAAAUAAUAGUUUAUAAGAAAAUAAAGGGAAGCCAAAACAACGUUAAAGGACAACGGUCAUCAAAUAUUCACUUGCGUAUCCGCCCUAACACUAACCCACCCUCACUUUUGAGGCUGCACAUCUGUCAGUCUGGGGGUCAAUAAAUGUGAGUAUUGACUGCUAUGUAGGAAUUUAACCCUGCUUACACCAGAACGUUAGGAAGCUCUAUGGCACGUUAAAGGGACACUAUAGUCACCAGAACAACUAAAGCUUAUUUUAUUUGUUCUGGUGAGUAGAAUCAUUCCCUUCAAGAUUUUUGCAGUAAACACACUUUUCAGAGAAAAUGCAGUGUUUACAUUACAGCCUAGGGGUACUUCCACUGUCCACUCCUCAGAUGGAUACUAUACUAUAGGUGCUUUCUGGGGCAGUACUGCACAGGGUUUGGCACUGCCAUUCCGUGUCUCCACCCUCUGACACUGAACCUUUCUCAUAGAGAUGCAUCUCUAUGAGGAGAUGCUGAUUGGCCAAGGCUGUGUUCGGCUUGUGCUGACUCUGCCCUUUGACAGUCUCAGCCAAUCCAAUGCUUUCCUAUGGUAAAGCAUUGUAAUUGACUUUAAUGAACACUUCUGAUGUCAGUCGAGCAGGCAAAUGAGGGGCAAAGCCAGCAGCUGCAGACUGGAAUCCAUGUAAGAUUUUACUAUAUUUAGGGGGGGUACAUGAGGGAGGGGAGGGGGAUGCAGGGGUGCUAGAUUGUGUAUUUAACACUAUAGGGUCAGGAAUACAUUUUUGUGUUCCUGUCCUUAUAGUGUUCCUUUUAAGAGCGUAAUCUUAACUUGCGGAUGGCCUUGGUCUACACCAUUUUUUUGUUUUGUAAUGAUUGAAACCCUAAUAGGGUUAACAUACACCAUGUUCUGGUCAUGCUGGGGGUGCAAAUUUACCGUGUAUAAAUCCUAUUAAACUAAUUAAGGCAGUGCCUUUGGACUUUUUUCUUGUCUGAACUAAUUUUUAUGCUGCUUGAUUGUACUUAUUAUCUAGGUUGUGGAUCAGCAUAUUUCAUAUGCAGCCAUCACCGUAAAGUAUAAAAUGUAUAGUUAUUAAAAUAAACAAAGUUAUGGUGUACCUUGCAACCUCAGGCCUAAAUGAUGUACUUAGUAAAUUGGUAACCCAGUUUUGUGUGUGUGUUGUGUUUUUUUUUUUUUUUGUGCUAAACUUUUCAGUGUAAGAGUAUAUGUAUUGUGCUAGGCAUGGCACUAAAUAGCCCUAAAUAUGCUAUAGGCGGUUUUCUGUGACCUGAUGGAAAUUUUAUGUCAGUCCAAAUAAUUGUACCCACAAAACUAGCAUGGGCAUUCAGCUUGUUUGUGUUUUUUUUUUAAUGUAUUUAUUUUUUUUUUAAUCCCGACUUAAGGGUAAAUUAUUGUUCCUUAUCCCUUAGCAAAGUGUGGUAAAAGCAUGUUAAAGUAGAAUGAAGUAUAUAAAAUGUAUAUAGACUGUCCAGAGACAUCCAUUCUGUAUAUAUUCACUUUGCUAAAUGAAUAGUCUAUAGUGUUUGUAUUGGGUUUUAUUUAAAGUCACGGUACAUUCUGAUAUUUCUAAAAUGUUACCUUUUCUUUCUGUGCUUUCAGCAUGUGACUUCAUGCAUACUUGAUGUAAUGCCUUAGUCUUUCUAACCUACUAUUUAAACAGCAAGGCUGCUUUCUCUUUGGAGAUCAGCAACCCUAAAUAGGAAUUGUGACAUUUGUGUUUAAGCACAUGUUAGUUUAAUGCUGACAAAGUUGUUUUGAUGGAAAGAAAAAAAAGCCGCCUCUUAACACAUGCCUUUUUCAUGCAUAUCUGCAUUAAACUAUUAUUCUUAUGUCUGCAGUGUGACAUGUUACGCAAAACUGCACCUACUAGUGUACACAUGGGUAUUUAUUCUUGCUUUUUCACAAGGGAUGUUGUUUUUGUGGUUGACAUUUUAGGAUUUUUAUUUUUUUUGUUUGUUUCCUCCUUAGAUCUAGAUCUUUAAUUGUCCCAGCUAGAAUUUAUUGUCCCCUCUCAACAAGUCAACCUUGAUAGGUUCAUUUACCAAGCUGGAGAUUGUUAGAUCUUGAAAUACAAAUUUAAAAAAAAAAGUACUCAGCAGUUUAAACUACCGCUUUUUGAAACCAACACUUCUUUUUUAAUUGAAAAUGCAAAUGUUUUAUUUAAAUGGGCACCAGAAAAUACACACUGAAAACAAUUUCUCAUUUAUGCCAGCCUGCCAGUGUUUAAGACUUUCAUUGUUUUCUGAAAACAGGACUUAUUGUAGCAACUAUGCCGAGCACAUAUUGUGAAGGUUUUAUCAGUGAUAACAAUGAAAAACAAUGAAAUCUAAUUUCCAAUAGGGUCUGAUUAUGUUUUUCUCUGGUUAGAAUAUGAUUUGCAUCCAUUUAACACAUUCUCCCCUCCCUUGUGUCUACCCUGUACUAUGCUUUAACUGUGAUUCAACAGCAUAUUAUUUUCUACAGAACAAAGUGUGUUACCAUCAACAUAACAUUAACCAAGGUUAACGCUUGUUAAAUGAGCUAAUGAAGCAUAGCUAAUGUGGGCAUGGCUUUCUGUGUGGCUAUAUUGGCAUCCUAAUGUCUGUGCUAGCUGGGCUUCUUUUGGGGAAAGUCGUACAAGGAGAUUGCAUAAUAUCCAUCGUAAAUGAUGAAUACUUACGUUGUAUAAUUAAUCAAUUUGUCUUUCGAUGCUGUUGCCAGUUAUUGAUCUUUUACAUUGUGUAGAAAGUGAUUUGCAGAAAAAUGCAUGCUCCCCUAUUGGUUUCACGUACAUAGUGUACAUCUUGCAGCCCUGCUUACUGUGUUCCAUUCAUGAAAAAGUUUACUUGGCAUUUAUUUCUAACGCAUACUCUCUAUUACAUAAAAACAUGCUGUAUGCCCUACUAUGUGGAGGGGGAAAUGAGAAGGGCUAACUAAAUCCUACACAAUACAUACAGGGUUAACCUAAUGUGUAUAUACAAACGUAAAACCACAUAUCUUUAAAUGGAGACACACUUCCAAGGAUUUUUAAUAUUAUGUUUACUUCUAUCUAUAUUUAACAAAUAUGAAUUUGUAAGGUUUGAAAAAUAAAAUGUCUACACAUCUUUAUUCUGCAACUGGACACAUCCAUUUGUAGCUUUGUCCUUUGCACCUAGCAGUCAGCAUAGGGAAAGCAUAUAGAGAAGAGCAGACAAUACAAUAGUUCUCUCUCUUCCUCAUGUAAUAUGUUUGCCAGAACGUUAUUGUAUCUGAACUUGCUUAUGAUGUAACUUUCUAAAUCUUAAUUUGAAAACUUAAAAAAACAAAAAACAAACCUACAACUUUAAAUUAAAAUAAGGCUAAAGGAACACUAUAGGGUCAGGAACAAAAACAUGUAUUCCUGACACUAUAGUGUUAACACAAUUUAGGUUCCUGGCCCACCAUGUCCCCCUAAAAAGCUGUGAAACUUGGGUAUUCCAGGGCUGCAUGGGUCUGCCGGCACAGGUUCUGCCCCGAUCCACUUCCAUGAGUUAAUCAGAAUUGGCAAUCUCAGCCAAUCCAAUGCUUUCAGAUGGGAGCCAAACGCGCUGGCCAUUCAGCAUCCCCUCAUAAGCUGUAUUUGCUCUGGUGACUAUAGUGUUUUAUAGUGUUGUGUUAUAGGUGAUUUUCAGUGUUUUAUUUAGUGGCUGCAAAAUCGCAGAAAACUGACAGUUUCUUAAUAGCAAUGUUGGGGAUUUGUUUUGUGGUUGUCUUAUUAUACAGUCAAAUCACACUUUGCCCGCCACGCCAUAAAGAAUGUUUUCCUGUGUUCAUUUAAUUGGCAGUAUCUCGAAUGAACUGGUUAGCAUAAAUAUUCUUUACCGUUAAUUAAUUGCUCUGCCAUCUUAUUGGAAGCUCAUAUGGUCUUGUAGUUUCAGAGGAAUUGAGAAAAUGUAUCAUGAUCAUACAUUCCUUGCAAUGAUGAACACACAAAAAAAUAUCACAAGGCAGAAUUAGUUUUUUCUUUUGUCACACCAUUUGGGAAGAGGACAGUACCCAGAAACUCCUUGCAGCAUAACAAUUGAAAUGACAGGUAGUUGUUGAAUGAGCAAAAAUUUAUCCUCUUUUAAUGGGCAUUAUUUUGGAUGGGAACACACAGGUACACAAAUGGAUCAGCGCUAAUAUAUCAGUGGGGAGACAGCAACCAGAACAAAGGGGAUCCCUCUCAUCCUUUGAACAAAAAACAGAACUGUACAAAGAUAAAUAGGGGCUGCGCCACAGUGAGUAAUGUAAUAUAUAGUCAAUGACAGGAGGUCCAGAGGUAUAAAAGAAAACCUUUAGAUUCACACUAGAUGGUGUCUUUAUGGUAUAUUCAACGGGAGAUGUGAAUUCUUAAAGCUUGGGAAUGGUAUCCUUAAUCAGUCUCUCCGAUAUUUGGUCAUAUGAAACGGAGAGGAGUAAGGACCUAAUAGUGCAAUAUGUAUCGUAUAAAGUGGUUAUGGUGGAAUAAUAAUAAUAAUGCACUCACAUUUGGCAGAGCUAUAGCCAGCUCUAGUGUCUAGCGCUUGUAGUUUUACAAUCCCCACUUUGGGAUAUACUCUAGGUAUCCUCAGUCUUUGGGUUAGCUGGAGUGCAAACUACAACAAAAGUAGGGGGGCAACUGUAGUGCUCUCAAUAAGAUAAAAAAACAGGUGUAAAAAGAUAUAUAUAUAUAUAUAUAUAUAUAUAUAUAUAUAUAUAUAUAUAUAUAUAUAUAUAUAUAUAUAUAUAUAUAUAUAUAUAUAUAUAUAUAUUUAUACUCACACAACAUAGAGCAGGCUGACUGCUCUGUGAUAUCUGCUCUGGUGGUAUGAUCCCCAACUCAGAUUUCUUUAGAGUGCUGGUUAAAAAGCCAGGUAGCAAAAAAUAUAUAUGUAUAUAUAUUUUUUUGCUUUUGAAUAAUUUAAAGGAAAUUGGCACAAACCUAUGUAUAUUUGUCCAAAAUAAUUCCUUUAUUUAAAUACAAAAUAAAACAUCCAAUAAUGCAUUUCUCAUUUGUGGCUUUUUCAAAUGGAGUUUGAAAAAGCCAAUUCUGAUUUUUCCCAUUUUUGGAUUGCCAGAGUUGGGAGGUAUACUGAUACAAGUUCAUGUGUAUUUCUGCUUAUGGUAGAAAGAUUGUUAUAAGGAUCCAAGGAGACAUCUGACUGCUAUUUUGGGAUCAAGAAGGAAUUUUUUUUCCCCUAGUUUGUGGCAAAAUUGGAAGCGCUUCAGACUAGGUUUUUUUGCCUUCUUUUGGAUCAACCGCAACAACAUAUGUGAGGAAGGCUGAACUUGGUGGACGCAAGUCUCUUUUCAGCUAUGUAACUAUGUAAUGUAGUCCAUGAUUUUUGGAUUUCCUACUCUUGUGCUAUGUUAUAGGGUUUUUUUUUUUGGUUUUUUUUAUCCUUGCAUAGCAGUAUACUUUGUACAAACAAAAUAUUUGGCAUGCAGUGCAUAAGAGUGGAGGCAUGUCUCUGCUGAUAAUGCUGCACGGUCUUCAUUUAUGACAAAUUGUAAAGACACAAGAGCUAGACUUGCAAUUGAUUUUAAUUCUGCUCUGAGAUGCUUUACCUGCAUACUGAGUGAGUACCGUACAUCCUAAUUGAACCAACCGUCUGAAACCUAUAUCAUCAAGUUUCAUGUCUUCAUUUUUAUUUUAUUUUUUUUAAUUUUUUAUUAUAUAUAUAUAUAUUUUUUUUUGUAUCCUUUACUUUAUCCAUUUUCAACAGAUCACACUGUUUGCUAAAUCUAUCAGUUCCAAAUACCUCCCCUCUUACCAUCCUUGGACUUUGUUUAUGAAUGCUACACAGAGCACUUUGGACCUUGUUUGUGCAAUAAAACGUGGAACAACUUAUCUGCCCGAAAGAAAGCAAAUAAUCCUCUCAUUUGAUUCCAGGAUUUAAUGCUUUUUUUCUGGUGGUGUGUUGUCUUUUACGGCUUCAAAUGCUGGCAACUAUAAUUUUCAGUAUUUUAGUUAAAACUCCUUAGUGCCCUUCUUAUUUGAUCUUAGAAGUAUAUCUGUAUGAUGUGUGCAUAUAUAAAGUAUUUACUGUACAGCACAAACUUGUUAGGACACUUAAAGAAUUAUAGUUGUUUGGGCACUGGAGUGAGUGCCUUAGAAUAUUUGCACCUAGUGGUACUAUCUUAUUUAUGUUGUCUCUCUAUACAGUGUUGUUGUUAUAGGACACUGAAAGAAUAUCAUUGAUCUAAAAAGCAAAUGUGUGCAGAAAAUAAAAUCAAAGAUCAAAGUAAACCCAAACAAUUUGACAAAAAAGUAAAUUUAAAAAGGCUUUUUACAACGAAUGUGUGCUUUGUAUGGCUUUCCUUAGCAUACAAGACUAAUAAGGCAUUGCUGUAUUUCUGCAACCCGUCCACCAAAAAAAGUAUUUUAAGAAGCUAAAAUCUUUGAGAUAUUCACAUUAACUAUACUGGAAUUUCAGUGAUAUUUAAACCCACUCAUACUAAGAUAAAGUUGGGUCUUCUUUGUCUAAGUAUUUUUCCAAUGUUUUACAAAAUACUUUUCUGAUUUGUAAUUCCCUAACCAUUACUAGUUGCAGCUGAGGGGGGAAAAAGGGCUCUGUUUAAGGAGGAAUUUGCGGAAUCCUCCAUAUACCUCAUUAUUGUACACUCACACAUGUUUCUGGCAGGAAGAAGUUGGCGGCCACGAGGAACAGGAUCAGGUAAGUAGAACUUACCUUCCCCUGCAUCCCUCAAACGUAUUGCCAGCAGAGCACGCCUGAUUGAGGGUCUUUGCAAAUUAAGACCCCUGAUCAUGACAGAGCCACUAAGUUCAAAUGAGUUGAAAGAUCCCAGUGACAAAAGGGAACUCGAAACAUGGCCUUGUGUUAUGUUUAAAUAGACAAUGAUGCAAAUAGUUUAGAAGUUGCAGUGAAGAUAUGUACACCAAUAUUUAUUUUAUGUGUGUUAAUAGAAUUCAUUAAACAUUGGAAAAACAAAUAAAAACAGAACAGAUUAAAAACAAUCUUUUUUUUUUUUUAAAUUAUUUAUUUUUAUUUGUUUAAUUUUUUCAGUGCAAAUGGUUGGAACAUGUUAUUAAGAUAACAGUCAUAUUAACAGGCACUUAACAGGUCCAAUCAUGGUUACGACAUAUAAUAACAUUGCACAGUUAUGAGUGGGCUACGCAGUUGUAAGGAUUCAUCAUGUGUUAGGAACUUCUAAAUUUAGGUCGCUCCUUGUUAUACUAUGCAUACAUUUCUCGUUAGAGUUAGGGGAGGUGUCUGGCAUCAAACAUUAAGCCAGGCGUCCCCAAACUCCAGCCCUCCAGAUGUUGCUGAACUACAACUCCCAUGAUUCUCAGCCUAUCGAUUUCAUUCCUAGAAUCAUGGGAGUUGUAUUUCAGCAACAUCUGGAGUUUGGGGAAGCCUGCAUUAAGCGAUAAGUGUGGUGUCUUAGUCGCUUGUGCCUAAAGAAAUCGCUUGGACUAUCACGCAUUGGAAAGUUUAGUGAAAUGUGACCGCAGUCUGAAUGAAUAAUUAUGGAAUAGGCUAGGGAAAAGCUAUCGUGUAUCGUGAGAAUAGUUACUUGGGACCGCUCUUUGUGGAGGGAGCAAGUAGUGUGAGGCUUUAUCCAGUAUGUUAAGGGUGCUCAGUGUAAAUGCUUCCCUGAGGGUAUUACCCCUUUACCAUGGGGAGGAUAUAUCAUCUGAGUGGUGAAUGAUCUCCGAAACCGGACGGGUUUGUGUUCUCCAUGCUGGAGGCAAAAAAAGCCCUGGUAGGUGUGGCAGAAACUAUAAAACAUAGAGCGAUAUAGGUUUGCUGGUCUUGAGUUCAGGCCUUAUGGAGCUUCUCUGGAGGUGGGAACUUAAUGAGUUCGGUUUGGUGUUGAUACGAUUAGAGAGUCCCAAGGUUGCUAGCAGGGCAGGUCCCUCCAUGGGGUCAGAGAUUUUGUAUGUUUCACCGGCUUUGGUGGACCAUCUGUAGGUUAGUCCCGCCGUCUGGAGGUGGUUGGUAAUAGGCUGCAUGCUUUUUUGCCAAAGUAGUGUGGCUCUGCUUAAGUCCUGUAAAAAUGCGAUUUGGCUCGAUUCAGAAUCAUAAUGCAUGUGUCUUUUAGGUACUGCCAUUAAGACCAGCUUAUCAGAUAGGGUUUGAUAUCUUAGGAUAAUGUUCUGUGGUGCUGCUUUUGGGGCUCGUGGCGAUUUGGCGAUUCUGUAUACGCAAUCAAAUGUUAAAUGUGUGGCUUAUUUUGUGGGUAGUAGUGAAGUCACUAGGCGCCUGAUAAAGUCAUGGAGUUCUUCCAGGGGCACAGACUCUGAUACCCCCUGAUUUUUACAUUUUCCCUCCUACCUCUGUCAUCCAGCAGGGUGACUUGCCGGCUGAGGUUAUGUGAGACUUGCAGUUGGCGCACCAUGUUGUUUAGAGAAUCCAUGCCUUGUUUUGGGCCCUGUAUAUCCUCUUCUGUGGCUUGGGUGCGGGUGUCUCCGGUUUAGUUGUAGCCCAGUCAGCAUGUCCUGUUUAGUGGCAGGGAUAGAGCCUCCAGUAGCCUGUGUGGUCUCCCUGUCUUUUGUACUGGUAGCCAGGCUCUGUGUGGAAUCCCCGUCGAUGGACUGCGUGGGGGAGGCUGGUGAAAAUGGCAACUGCUCUGGUUUGCUGCUAAGCUCUGUCCCCCCUUUUCUUUAUGUUUUAACAACCAUUUACAUACAUUUAUGCAAUUGCCAUUUUUGAUAAAUUGCAAUAUUUACAUUGCAGGGUUAACUCUACCAGACGGCCACCAGAGGGACUUUUGGUCACUUAACUGAUGCUGGACGUCCUCACACUUUGCAUUAGGACAUCCAGCGUCUCCUAAAACCCCAUAGGAAAGCUAGCAAUAUAGCGAGCUAGCUCUCUAAAGUUUUCCUUUAAAGCGGCACUUUCAUGCCGAACUUUCUUUAAUCGAUUACUCUUCUCUCCCUCUCUCAGGAUCUGUUCUUCAUUUCUUCCUGUCUGCUCUAGUUUUCUUUAAAACAUAUGACAAAAGUAGAGACUACUAUUAUCCCCUCUCCCGAGACCCCACUCAGACCGCGCAAGUGGGGGCUAUUAAACUGAAGGGGGGACCUAGCACCCCACCCCUGAGUGGUGGGUGGGGGCCCUAAAUGAGAAAGUCGUCGUCCUCCCGGUCCCCACCUCUUAGCGGAGGGUGGGGGCCCUAAAUAAUGAGGGGGGAGACCUAUUGUCCUCCCAACCCCCUCCCCCCCCCCCAUGAGCAGCGGGUGUGGGCCCUAAAUAACAGUAAAGGGGGGACCGAUUGUCCCUCCCCCAGACCCCACCCCUGAGUGAUGGGUAGGGGCCCUAAAUUAAAUUGUUACUGCCCCCCAAGUUGACUAAGGGGCCCCUAGUCACUCUCCCACCCCCUCACCCUAAAAAUAGUGAGGGGGGAAUAAAAGAGGUGUGUGUGUGUGUGUGUGUGUGUGUUAAAAAAAAAUUAUAUUUGUCGUUUUUUUUUUUCUACAUUUGUCAGCCCCAAAAAAGGCCAAAUAAAAAUGUAUAAUACCGUCGAACCUGAGCGCAAAAAAAAACAGACGAAAAAAAAUAACCUGACACUAACAAAUUAAUCCAUCUUCACCCAUGGAGGGCACGCUGAAGACUGAGCUCCGCAGGGUGGGGAAAGCCUUAUAAAGCCUUCCCAUGCCCUGCAAUUAGGCUCAGAGCGCUCUAAUUGGUUGGUUUAAGCCAACCAAUCAGAGUGCUCUGACAGGUAAGUGCCUGUCACAGCACUCUGAUUGGUUGGCUUGAAAUCCAACCAGACUGCUCUGUGUCAUUUUAAACAGCGUGGGAAAAUUUAGCUUUCCCAUGCUGUGUAAAAUGACACAGAGCACUCUGGUUGCUUUCAAAUUGAAAUCUAACCCGAGUGAUGUCAUAGGUCCCAUUUCUUCUCCCCCGUGUCCACAUUCUCAUUUAGGGCCCCACCUGCCGCUCAGGGGUGGGGGCCGGGGGGGGGGGGGUGGACAAUAAGUGUGUGUGUGUGUGUGUGUGUGUCCGUCCCACAUUCUCAUUUAUGGCCCCCACCUGCCACUCAGUUUAAAAGCCCCCACACACGUAGCACGGGUUGGGACUUUGGAGGGGGCACACUAGGAGUUGACAGAGCACUCGGGUUGGAUUUCAAAUUGAAAGCAACCAGAGUGCUUUGUGCCUCAGGCUGCUCACUGUUUAGUAGAGAUGCCCCUACUCAGGAUAUAGCGAGAAGGGGCAGAAUUUACGAAUACUAAGUCAUCUAUACUUAGUAUUAGUAAACUUGGCUGAACGUUUUAGUAUCAGCCUUUUGGUAGAUAGCUCCCUGAUACUGUGGGAAUUGGGGAGUUAUCUACUAAGCGGCUGUAAGAUGCAGGCACGGCACAAAUAGGAUCGGAGUUUCAUUCAUUCGAAUGAAAUUCCAAUACGAACAAAGUCCCGAAUUGGGUCCUAACACGAGUGGAGAAACUGACAGGACGUUUGGGAAAACUGAAAGGAGGCUUCGGAGGAACACGGAGGAAAGGUGAGAAUUAUGGGAAUAAAUAAAAAAUUACAUUUGCUAUCCACGGAUUUCGGUCUUGUCUGUUUACUGUAUUCUAAUUAUGAAGUAAAUUCUGUCUUUCGAACCUAGUUAACAUUUUUUAAAGAUGUUCUUUCAGUCCUGACAGUAAUUGACAGACGUCUUUAAUUGCUGCCUUCUGUUACGCGCAGUUCAUCAGUAGACGUGUCCAGCAGUUUUUAUUAUGUGCCAGUCAUUCUUAAUUUUAAACAGUGUAUAUGGCAGCAUUUUCUCAUGUAGAAGUAAUUGUCAACAGGGUUUUAACUUGUUUUCUGUGUUGUGCGCAAACCAUAGGACUGCUGUCUGCAAUGGAUGCCUUCCAAUAAACUAAUAUUAUUACUGCCGUCAAGAAAAAUCAGUACGGGGUAAUAAUGUAGAACAAAUGCUUCAAGCAUGCUGUCAAAAAUGUGAUGGAGUGCAUUAAGAGAGAGGCGAACAGCCAAUAAAACAAACGAGUAAAAAAGGAAGACGAAAACUCUUGCUGCUCUCUUUAGAGGAAUCAUUGUUUGGUCUCCACCGAUCCCUAGCAUUGUAGCAUAGAAAAUUAUAGUAAAAGAAACCUCGUAAUUCUUGCUUUGGGGCAGUGUUGGUCUCAUUGGUGAAUUAACUCGGGCGAGCCCCUACUGAACAGUUUUAAAAUGAGAUUGGAAUCACACGACGUAGCUGUGUGAGCUUGUAUAAUUCAUUGAAUAUACUUUCAGCAGGUGUACGUUUCACUACUUUCAAAACAGGAUGUAGUGCGUGUGAUGUGGGUUCCCCCUCCCUUCCCUUCCCCUCUCCAUUUUAUUUUGUUAUGGCAAAUAAAAAAUGGAAUUGUAGGAAGACUUUGUAGAUUUUUAUUUAUGUAUUUUUUUCAUCAGAAUAAGAUAUUUGCUUUGUUCUUUUUAUUACCUGCGAUCUGCUUCUGUGCUACUGCUGUUAUUUGGCCAUUGAAGCAGUACAGAAGGUGCAAAGUUGCUGACACAGUGUGCACUUAAAACAAAUUUGACAUUUGGGGACAAUCCUAGUGUUUUUAUGCUACAACCUCAGACAUUUUAAACAAUUCUGUGCAAUGCCAGGAGGGGAGGGUUAUAGUAACCUUUAAAAAAAAUAAACCCUGUAAGCUAUUCUCAUACACCUGCCUAGUGAUCUUCCAUUGAUGUUGUAUGGUAGAAAACUAAUUGACUAAAUCUACUAGAUCCACCCUUCAGCUACUACCGUGUUCCUCGCAAGUGGGUGGUAACUCUGAUAUAAACAUUGUAGGCCAAAGUAGUUGUCAUUUAGUAUUGCAUUUUAUUUAUUUUGCUUAUUAUCUAUGCAUAAAUUAAAGGUUUUGUUUUUUUUUGUUUGUUUUUUUUUUUAGAAGUCUCAUUGAUGGAAAUACUAUGGUUUUUCAGCAACUGCAGUAGGUUAAUUCAAGACCAGGAAUGGGCAUAGACUAUUAAACUCCCAGUAUUUUCUAGUGGAAUUGGGUAUAUAGUAAACUCUUUCCUGUUCAGCACUUGGAAACCAUUAUAUUCAUCAUAUAUUGUGUAUGGUUAGUAUUGCACGUACCAUAUAAAUAUCCACUUUUACAGCUACAAAAAAAGGAGUGUUUUGUAAAAUGGAGCCUGAGCUAUCUGUUUAAAUAAAGGUUUUUGUUUUUUUAUUUUCACUGUACAACUGUGUGUGAGCUUGAAGGAAUUUCCUUACUACAGGAUAAAUGAAUGCCAUGCAUAACUAUCAAGGGAAACUAUGCGGUUACUGUCUUCUGAGUACUCAAGGUUAAGUGAAAUCUAUAUGGUAUUAAAGAGAAUAUUGGAUAAUGUUAAUCAAUCCGUCAGGACACUUGUUAAUAUUAUUGAUUUGUCAUUGGAAGGGAAAUGAAAGUACUUGCAUGUUAAUCCCCCCCUCAAAGUGCAGCUAUGGUUGAUUUCAGCACAUAAACCAAUAACUGCUCAAAUGUAUCCUGUUCUCUAUUUCCUAUACAAAAUAUAGUCCUAUAAAGCUAUUGUUUUAUUAUCUUAUAAUUAGGAUAGCCUAAUGCCUAUCCCACAGGGGGCAGGUUGGGUAAAUUUCGGUGGGUAGAUAAUUACCAUCAGUAUAUAAAAGGUAAAAAUAAUUGUGAAACUCACUGUGUAGAAGAGAUCUUAAAAAGGCAAGUAAUCUGUGCUGCUAGAAGAUACAAUAGUUCUUUGAAAAGACAGUGUUUACAUUGACAUUUUACACUAUACACUUUUGCAUUUUAUUCAAAUACACUUUCUUUUUUGACAUUUUAUUGGAUGUAAACUUACAUUUGUAUUCCCUUGUUUAGUUUUUUUUAAAAUACAAUUUCUGUAUUCUAUUGUAUUUUUUUUUUUUUAAUUGAAUAAUGUGUUAAUAAAAUACAUUUGCAUAAAGGGUGGAGUAGAAGCCUGAAGGGACAUACUAUACACACCAGAAUAACUACAUUCAGCUGAUAACUAUAGUGUCCCUUUAAAUACUGAAUUAAAGGAUAGCGUCAGCAGUUAUGUCUACCGUGUUCCUUUAAGUCACCCUAGGCUGUCAGUGUAUAAUUGCCAUGUGUAUUCUGAUGGAUAAUGAGGAAAUGAACUUUGUCAUUAUCUUGGCAGCAGAGUGGAGCAGAGUUUUGUAAAUCUGCAGAAAUAAUUUGGCAGGAACUUGAGGGAAUGCACCUCAAAAUUCAUUGAAGCAUACCAAAUGCAAUAUACGGUAGUGGUUAUGAUUCUUGGAAUGUUUUUAUGUUAAAUAACAUUUACUUAUUUUUAAUGAUGGUAAAGUGAUAUAGUGUAAAUUUACAUGACUGACCUAUGAAAGUAUUGUUUGUUCCACAAUGAAUUAAAAAAACAAUCAAUUGUUAAAAGGGGAACUGUUGCUACUCUGGAAACCACACGAUUGCACAGCAUUGAAAACUCCGUUAUCUCUGUUAACCCUUUUUUCUUUUCUUUUCUAUAAGAUUCUCCAUGCAGGAACAGCACUCUUUAUAUUGCUGUUUACAUGCCUCUAGUGGCUGUUCCUCUGACAGCCACUGAGUCGCUUCCUCAGAAAAAGCCUAAACUCACUAUAUCAGUCAAAUAGUCACAAAUGACCAUCUGAUUGGCACAGCACUAGCCUCCCAAUGUUUUCUUAUGGGAAUGCAUUUAAUUGGCUGAGAUCAUUAAGCUUGAUGAUCUCAGCCAAGGAUGCAGCACAGCAUGACCUAAAAGUGGCGGUCACCUGAACAGUGACUAACACUAUAGCAUUAGGACACAUUUGUAUUCCGAACGACAAUUCUCCUCAACCCUCUUCUCAAGGCACACCUAACAGUCCAGGAUUUAGGUAUUACCUGCAUGUGUCUAAGGUGUUUAAAGAAACAAAACAAAAAAAAAACCUAAAAACAUCUUGGAGGCUAAGGUUUUGUCUUCCCUUUUUCUAAACACCUUAGACAUUCCCGGGUAAUCCUCUAAAUCAUGGACUGUUAGGCAGUGCUCCUUAACCCACACCUACUCAUUAAAUAUAGGGAUACGUAAAAGUCCUAGGAAGUGGCAGUUCCCAUUUAAAUGUAUACACCCAACACCUUUUCAUUCUCCAGUUUUCAUUGCUCUUUAAGUCUUCUAUCCCAAUUUAAUUUAACUAUUGUUCGUUAGCUCAGUCUACAGACUGUAAAUAGCACUUUUAAUUACCUUUCAUCACUCACACAGAUUUUUAAAUUUUCUUUCAGGCAAUAUUCAAGGAGCUACAAUAGUAGAUUCCCUUGACACCCUUUAUAUCAUGGGAAUGAUGGAUGAAUUCAAAGAUGCAAAGGAGUGGGUGGAGAAAAACCUAGAGUUCAAUGUG